AUGGUGGUGAUCAAUGAUGUUGAUGAUGAUGAUGGUAGCGAUAAUGGUAGCGAUGAUGGUGGUGAUGAUGAUGGUAGUGAUCAAUGAUGGUAAUGACCAAUGAUGGUGAUGAUGAUGAUGGUAGUUUUCAAUGAGAUGAUGAUGGUAGCGAUGAUGGUAGUGAUCAAUUACGGUAAUUAUCAAGGAUGGUAGCGAUCAAUGAUGCUGCUGAUGAUGAUAGUAGUGAUGAUGGUAGCGAUAAUGGUGGUGACGAUGAUGGUAGUGAUCAAUGAUAGUAGUGACCAAUGAUGAUGAGGAUGGUAGUGAUCAAUGAUAGUGAUGAUGGUAGUUUUCAAUGAGAUGAUGAUGGUAGCGAUGAUGGUGGUGUUGAUGAUGGUAGUGAUGAUGAUGGUGACGAUGUUGAUGAUGAUGGUAGUGAUAAUGGUGGUGAUAAUGAUGGUAGUGGGGAUUAUGUUGGUGGUUAUGGUCAUGCGUCCUUUGUGUGA
Messenger RNA from Paramuricea clavata, 485 nucleotides. Lineage: Eukaryota; Metazoa; Cnidaria; Anthozoa; Malacalcyonacea; Plexauridae. The record is from the annotation of a GenBank genome assembly.